Rotaria socialis is the source of this 1365-nucleotide messenger RNA. NCBI's taxonomy places the organism in Eukaryota, Metazoa, Rotifera, Eurotatoria, Philodinida, Philodinidae. The record is from the annotation of a GenBank genome assembly.
AUGAGUUUGUUAGUAGCAAUACUUCUGCAAGUAAUACCACUGUAUGUUGCAACGUUACCUACCAAUAAUAAAACCGAGCACGCGAUCGUAGUUGAUUCAUUAGAUAUAGCACCAGUAUGGGCUGGGCAUCCAGUUAGUUUUGUCUUAUUAACGAAAUUACCGUAUCAGUUUAUAGCAUAUUAUGAUGAAAUACGCCAAAUGACUAUUGCACAGCGUAAUAUAAGCGAUCGUAUAUGGACAAUUAAUAAGCUACCAGUAAUCACGAAUUGGGACAGUCACAAUUAUAUUGCAAUGGCAAUUGAUGACGAUGGUUACAUGCAUUUAAGCGGAAAUAUGCAUGUAGUACCACUGAAAUAUUUUCGUACUGCUCAACCACUUAAUGCUUCUACGUUCGUCGAAAUAGAUCGAAUGGUUGGUACAGAUGAAAAUAGUACUACUUAUCCGAUAUUUUUGCGCGGGCCAGAAAAUGAAUUUAUCUUUACGUAUCGAUCGGGUAUGAGUGGAAAUGGUAAUCAGAUUUAUAAUAUUUACGAUUUAAAAACGAAAACAUGGGCACGUUUACUUGAUAAGCCUUUCACUGACGGUGAAGGUAAACGCAAUGCAUAUUUCGAUGGACCAAUCAAAGGUCCGGAUGGAUACUUUCAUUUAGCUUGGGUGUGGCGUGAAUCACCAGAUGCCUCUACUAAUCAUGAUCUUAGCUAUGCGCGUAGUAGAGAUUUAGUAUCUUGGGAGACUGGUGCUGGUAAGCCACUCAUAUUGCCAAUAACAUUGGAAACUUGUGAGAUCGUUGAUCCUGUACCGCAAAAAGGUGGAAUUAUUAAUGGCAACACAAAAGUUGGCUUUGACGAACAAGAACGUGUAACAAUCAGUUAUCAUAAAAAUGAUGCAAAUAAUUACACACAGCCAUGGACAGCGCGUCUCGAAAAUGGCACAUGGAAAAAAUAUCAGAUUACAAAUUGGCCAUGGCACUGGGAUUUUAGUGGCGGUGGUACACUCAAUUUUGCUAUUAGACUCGGCUCAGUAACUAAGGAAAAUGAUGGAAAUCUCACACAAGCAUUCAGUCAUAUUAAAUUCGGCAGUGGUACAUGGUCCAUUGAUUCGAAGAAUUUGAGUGCUACUGGUAAACUUCAACGAGAAACCAUACCACCAUCGCUACUCAAAGUAGAGGGUAGUUUUCCUGGAUUGGAAGUUCGUUUACUCGAAGAUGCCGGUCGAAACGAUGUUAUCGAUACUCGUUAUGUACUGCGUUGGGAAACAUUAGCUAGUAACCGUGAUCAACCUCGUCCAAAACCAUAUCCUCCACCUUCGAUGUUACGUGUGUAUACUAUAAAAAUUAUAUGGGAAAAUGCAUAUGCUAAACCUUAA